Messenger RNA from Cydia pomonella (codling moth), 8568 nucleotides. RefSeq lists its product as uncharacterized. The record is from RefSeq and is a predicted model, not a curated record. The coding region runs from base 5960 to 6904 and encodes 314 amino acids. Lineage: Eukaryota; Metazoa; Arthropoda; Insecta; Lepidoptera; Tortricidae. The transcript is spliced from 2 exons.
GAUAUGGAUAAUUACUAAUAAUAUAUUUUUUAAGCCUGAGCUUUAUCUAAAAUGGUUUUAUGGUUUUAAACAUGGUAAUUACGAAUGUAAGUUUGUAUCAGGAAUCCCAGAGCGGUAUUGGCAAAUCACAAAAUUAGUCUGAAUAAAACUGAAAUUGUAAACACAUUGAAACCUAAAACGUUCAUCACAUAAUUAUUUGCAGGAAAUAGUAGAUUCAUUAUAUACUUGAUUUUUUAACGUUGGACUUUACUGCGUACUGUAGGUACCAACUUGUUACUAGAUGAAAAUAAAGACUUGCAAAUGGAAACUGUAACUCACCAGAAUUGUAAAAUACUUGAUAACAGAAUGAAUAUGUUUAAAUAGCGUAAGUACAUUUUUUUUACAAAAGCGGACAUCUAUAACUUCAAAAAUAACGCGCGAUGGAAACUCCGCUAAUCAUAUUUCCGGUUUUUGGAGUGAACGUAAAUAUAUUUAGGACGAUAAAAAAUUCAUAAAGCAAAGUUUGCAAGAUGAAUACUUUAUCUUCAUUGGUCUGUAUUUGCAUAUUUUAAAAUGUUAUACCACAAUAUGUCAUCAAAGGUCUACUAGUACAUAAUACUUUAUUAUAAGACACGUUACUUAUCUCAUAACGAUCAAAUAAUGUAAAUGAAUUAUCGAAUGUCCAAAUAUAAAAGAGUCGACUAAAAUUAAGUUAUCGUACAUACAUCAAAGCUUUAGUUUCUCAAUGCUAAAAAAAUCCAUCUCUUAUCCAUCGCAAUCCAACACAGCAACGCAGCAAGCAUGAUGCGGCACCUUUGCGUCGGGAGCAGCCCGGGGCAAGUUACAGUAGGUAGAUGUUUAUACAUGUUUAGUUUACAUGUAUAUAUUUAAGUUUAGAUACAUUUAGGUUUAGUGAUUAAGUUUCGUUUAUAAUAUAUAUUAUGGUUUAUACUCAUAAAUAUGUUUAUUAAAUAAAAGUUUUCUAUCUCAUUUGCGUAUAUCUGUACGUAGUAUAGUCCAUACGUAGAACUGUUGAAAAAGAAUACACACAACAACAUAACCUUUCGAUGUAGGUUUAGUGUUUCGUUCUUAGUUUUGUCCGAUCCGAGUUAACAGGGUACUUGUUAAGUUAGUACUUGUUAUCUGUUGUUCAUAGAGAUAGGUUAGAAAUCAAAACAUAAGUCAACUCCAACAAUAAAAUGUCAUACUGACCAAACAUGGAUCUAUCAUCAUUUCAAUAUGAGAUGGUUCCAAUCUCCGUUAGAUAACAUAAGUAGCUGCGAAGGUCACUUUAACGUUAGAUAUGGCUUGGAUAUCAGCCUGAUAUUUAACAUAUACCUGACAAGAGAACCUGCUGAAAUGCGCAUUAUGUCAACUUUCAACUAAAAUCAUAGUGGGAACAGAUCGAAUAAUUGGAACUCGAAUUGGCCUGAUAGUUCUAACGACUUCGUAUUACCUACCGUGUUCUGCGGUAAACCUAAUAAUUGCUUUGUUUUUAAGUACCCUGUUAAGUCAAUCAGACAAAAUUAAAAACGCAACAUUUAUAACACAUCCAAAUUAGUUAAUAAAGGUUGCUGCUGCGAUACCCAAAUACUUCCAAAAAUAGUCUGAUUAAAGUGUACAGUUAUUAUGCUAAUAUAAAAUCCACAAGUUUUACCUCAGUUAUAUCAAUUCGAAAUCAAAAACACUGGGGUGCAGACUUAUUUUUACUACAAUUAUUGUUGUAAUCUUAUUUAUUACAACAAAUAAAGAUACUUACGUUAUCUUAUCAACAUACGUAUAUACUACGGAACAGGUGUAGCUUUUCUAACAAUAAAGUCACUUUCACAGAUUCUAUCUGUAUAGGUAAUUUUUGUAGUACUUUCCUAGUACGUACAUCCAACUCAUAAUAUGGUUUAAGUGUUCUUUAUUUAUUUUCAGGUUCUUUUUUUGUAAUGUCAACUAUAUAAUUUUAUAUUUAUAGGUAAAAACUAACGUUUAAACUUAAUAAUUCAUCUUUAUAUAUAUGUAUAUCAGUAAUCCUAUCAAAGAAGGUUCGAAUUUGUGCAUCUCAUUAUAACACUUAUGAAUCUUCCGUGUAAAAUAAAAUUACUUCAAUGAAUAUUUAUAUGAACAUAAUCAUGUAGUAGUUAUUCCAUCUAAAAAUGAUUAAAGGUUGUUAAGUUAAAUAAGUUAUGGAAUGUGAUCGAAGUCCUGAAGAUCUUUUUUUUUUUUUUAAUUUAAAGCGUUAGAAAUGGGUGGGAAUCGUAGAUUUUUGCAAGAGUUAUCUCGACAGUACAUUACACCACCUGCACGGUAUAUUUUACAAACAGCAGAAGGCCAAUUCUGAUUUAACAAUUUGUUAAAAUUUCGAUUUGUUUAUGAUACGCCAUUCACACGACUCGCAGUGCAAUAAAUUUACUUCGUCAGGAGAGUCUGUCAUUGAGUCAUUCAAAAUAAUAUUUUGUUGACGCAGUUGCUCUACUACUUAAGAUGUUACGACAAGCUGUCGUGUGCUUACAAAUGGCGAACUUAAUGCCAAAAGGCAUUCUCUACCAGUCAACCAUUGGGUCAAACAGAGACAUUUGUGUAUGUUGGUGCUUAAGCUUAAGGCUUCGCUGCUUGCCUGGCUUUAGGACUGUAGAUUCCGCUGAAUGUAGUGACGAUGCACUAACGAUGCGAGGAGGUGUUUCGGGAAAUAGGGCUUUUAACUGAUGCCAACGUUAUUUAUAUUGCAUCGCCUUUUCUUGGUCUGCGUGAAAUUGAUCUUCAUUUACAACCCAUAAGUGUAUCAAUGUGGCUUCAGUUUCAAACAAGCUAUUUCGGACAGGAGCUCGAACAUCUGCGGUGCUGCCGAAUCAUUAUUCUCCACCGCCUUCGCCGUUUUGUCCGCCAGAGUUGUAAAUUCUCUUCUAAAUUGUGUUCGUUUGCAUUUCCGCGAUUCAAUCUUUAUUUAUUUAAUGCACGGUCUUCAGGUAAUGAACUCGCGAAUUUUAUUGAAAUACGUUAUAAACAAAGCACACAAAAUAUAUUUUAACUAAGCACAAUUUACAGGUCGUGCUGUUAUGAAGUUGUUUUUCAGAGCUUUUUGUAACGUAGAGCAGAAUACGUCACAACUACAACACCUAUACUACCGAUAACUGCGAGUAAAACGUCUAAUGACGUGUCAUUAGAAGGUUAGUGCGCGUAAAAUGCACUGGGAGGCACGACUCCGCGCACUAAUGGGCAUGAGUGAUCGUUCAAGUCAUGUCGUAACCAAAUCAAAACCUUAACAAACUGUUAGUUCAGAAUAAGCAUUUAGGAAUGAAUUAGAGCAAGCAAACUUACCUGUUACUUGUCUUAAUGCCUGAAGUCACCAAAAACAUAAUGUUAUUCAGCAUUUCACAAAGAUUAUUUCAUCAGGUGACAAGCAUAAAUAAUAAUUAAACAAAAAUUAACAUUAUUUAAGAAGUAAUAUGGUUCAUUAUGGCUAUGAACAUGGUAACAUUAUAGCUAUGGGCAUGGAACAUGGUAAUUAGUGAGUUUUGCUUGUCACCUGACGAUUCGAGGUACUACAAUUUAUUUGUAAUAUAAAAUAUGGACUAAUUAUAAAAUUUAUAAAUAGUGCAUAUAUAAUUAUAGCUUAGUAUCAAAUCACAACAUAGUUUAAGUUUGAGAGAUACACACCUAACUAUAAAAAAAAAACAUAAAAUAUUAUGUAGCGUAAGUUAUCAUAACGAGUAUUAAGUACUACUUAUAGAUGAACUUUCACAUGUUGUAUUCUUAUUGUUUAAAAUAUUUGUCUCAGAUUCUAAUCCUAAAGUUACGUUGACUUUGACAAUAAAUGUGUAAUUUUUGAAGUAUAGGUAUUUGAAAUAAAUGUCCCUAUUAAACCAAUUCCUAUUUAUUUAUCUAAACGUAUUCUGAAACCCUUGAUUAUCGUAUAUAUUCUUAAAUAUAUAUUUUCCUGACAUUUUCAAAAGUUCGAGAGGUCAGUUUGACUUUGAUAGCGAAAAGGAACAACGAUUAUGUAAGGUCAUAUUGUGCAAGAGGAAGGGAGGAGGAGGAGGAUGUGUCUGGCCUAGUGGGUAGUGACCCUGCCUAUGAAGCCGAUGGUCCCGGGUUCAAAUCCUGGUAAGGGCAUUUAUUUGUGUGAUGAGCAUGGAUUUUGGUCCUGUUUUCUAUGUUAUAUUUAAGUAUUUGUUGUCUAACCCACAACACCAGCCUUAUUUAGCUUAUACUGUGGGACUUUAGUCAAUUUGUGUAGUAAUGUCCUUAUAGGAUCACUUUGUUGUCCGUCCGUCCGUCUAUCAAAUCUUUACACGGUGGUUAGCAUAGGAUCUAAGAAGUAUAUUAAGAUAAGUUUUGCUUAGAAAUACAAUGAAAAUAGUUAGUUCUGGGCUCUUGCUGGGCUUGUCCUUUUCAGCAUGGGGGAUGGUGACGUCGACGACACAGCCUGGUACUGCGAUCGGUCUAUCAGCAUAAUGUCAGGCUUAUUUGCUACAAAAGUACUGUCAGUGAUGAUAGAUCGAUCCCAACACAGUGCGGCAUGACCAUUUUCGAGAACUGGGGCAGGUGAGUUACAUAUAGUCCAUACUACACUACUUGGAUACGACUUAUGUCUGUGCAAAUACUCGCCGUCAGCAAGAUGAGAAAAAUCGGAAAUGAUAUGCCUGAGUGACUUCUGGGCGGAGGCAUGCCAGACUAAUGUCGAACGUACAGUCCUUCAUAUAUUAUAUAUCCAUAUUUCCUCGUAGUUAUUCAUCAUAAUAACUUUGUCCCCGAAUCGUAGCCACCGAUGCGGGCAGGUCUACGUCGGGUCCCGUAGAAACUUGAAGUGAAUCUAGAGGGCCUUGCAGAACCGCCCGUGCCUAACUCUUCCAUACGACCUCGGACCGUACCGUACCGUACUUCGGCGCUUAGUACGACAAGCUUUCACGUGUUUUUCUUUACCGAGGAGAGCGGCGUGAGGUACCUGUCUACUGCCACUACAUAACGAUCACAUCACACUUGUUUUUACUGUUUAAGUUGCCGUAACUUCCACACUUCCGUUAGAUGUACAAUAUCAAAUCAUACUGACGUGCGUGAAGGGUGUAGCAUACGGUGUGUAGUAAUCAGUGGUCGGGUCCCAGCUCGGUAUUAUUAUUUUGUCGUAGGCAAUCUUAGGUUUUUCAGAAUAUCUUCUUUUCCCUCAGCCGAAGUAUCUGCACUGAACGCGAUGCAGCUUUCAGAACGGAUCAGCGCGUGUGUGUGUGUAUGUGUGGUGUGUGUGGGUGUGUGGACUGUGUGCUAGCUACUUUAUUCCAAUUUAUUUUUAUUCGAAAAGUUGAAGUUGCCUCCUUAUAAAUGUUCUAAGACAUCCAACCGUUUUCAAUAAGGUUAACUGCUUAAAUAUCUUAUUGUAGUGUACACAAAAUUAUUUUUUUAAAUAAUUACUAUCCACUCCUAGCCGACCGUUUUGAGUUAUCGCUAUGCCUUAAUAUUCGUUAUUAUUAUAAUAUAUGGUGAGUAAUAUCGUUAUAAUUCACACUCUGGCGACCUUUGUAGUGCGACGUACUCUGAGGAAUUAUGGCUGUCUCUGCCCCUAGCUGCAACGGGGUCGUCUUCUGCCGUGUCAGAGCGAGCGUGCUUUUUACGCAUAGCCUGUGUUUAUUUCCCGCAUAAUCGUAAUCAUGCUGAUUCGUUGCAAUUAUUUUUUAAUAAUGUCAAUGACCUUAUAUGUCGUCACCCUAGUGAUACUUAUCUGCUGUUAGGUGAUUUUAAUAUUUCUCACGCAAUUUGGAACAUAGAUAAUUUUUCAAUACUAACACUUAAUCACAAUAACAAUCCCUUAGCUAUUGCACUUUCUGACUUUCUCUCUCUCUCUGGAUUACAACAGUACAAUGGGUGUGUCAAUGCUCAUGAUCGUAUCUUAGACCUUGUCAUGAGUAAUGUUGGUUGUGAGGGAUCAGCCUGUUUAUCUCCUCUUACACAUGAAGAUUUACAGCAUAAAACGUUAGUUAUUUCUUUUCCUUUGUCAUAAAUGAAGUCUUUAAAUUCCAUAGCGCAUUAUAAAUAUCUUUAUCAUUUAGCCAACUUUGAUAGUAUUUGGCAAGGUAUCUCCGAUGUGGACUGGUCUGUGAUCGACGUUAUGGACACGGAAAGUGCCACAAGUUACUUUUACUCUAUUCUGAACACUUUAGUUAAUGAUUUCGUUCCAAAGCGUAAGGUUUGCUCAACUUCUAGAUAUCCUCCCUGGUAUAACAGGCCUUUAAUUAAAAUUAUUAAAAACAAAUUGAAUGCUCAUGCUAGGUGGAAAAAAUAUAAUAACGUUAUUGAUUAUGCUGAGUUUAAAUUACUAAGAAAAAGGGAAAAGAAACUCAGUAAAGAUUGUUAUACUAAAUACAUUGCCCUCAGUGAAAAGAAAAUUACUUCUUCGCCUAAAUAUUUUUGGAGUUUUAUUAAGUCAAAAUUUUCUGCAAAUGAAAUACCUUCUAACAUGUAUUUCAAUGAUAAAUCCUCCCCCGAAGGCUUUAUUUGUGAUCUCUUUAACAAUUAUUUCAGUUCUGUUUUUGUCUCUGGUUGUAAUCAAUCACGACUUCCUUCUCCUCAGCCUUCGUCCCCUUCUGUAGAUAUUUCUAGUAUUAAUAUUACUGAUAAUUUAGUAAACAAGCAUUUAAAAAACUUAUGUGUUAAUAAGGGUGCAGGUUUUGAUAACAUUCAUCCAUUAUUAGUUUCUAAACUUUACGCUGAGCUGGCGGCUCCCUUGGCGAAACUUUUCAGAAAGUCUCUCAGUGAAGGUAUUGUCCCUAGCGUCUGGAAGCAGGCUAUCAUUACACCGGUGCACAAAGGCGGUGAUAAACAUAAUAUUAAGCUUUAUCGACCAAUUUCGAAACUUUGCGUAUUCGCUAAUAUAAAUAAUAAUAAUUCAGCCUAUAUACGUCCCACUGCUGGGCACAGGCCUCCACUCAUGCGCGAGAGGGCUUAGGCUAUGGUCCCCACGCUAGCCCAAUGCGCAUACACCUUUGAAUUUCUUCGCAGAUGUAUGCAGGUUUCCUCACGAUGUUUUCCUUCACCGAGAAGUUAGUGGUAAAUAUCAAAUGAUAUUUCGUACAUAAGUUCCGAAACACUCAUUGGUACGAGCCAGGAUUUGAACCCGCGACCUCCGGAUCGAAAGUUGGACGUCAUAUCCACUCGGCCACCACCGCUUAACGCUAACGUAUAACGUAUUCGCUAAGGUUUUCGAAAAAAUUGUUACGAAUGAAAUGACUGCUGUGGUCUCUCGACACAUGUCUGUGCAUCAACAUGUUUUUUUCAAAGGUAGAAGCUUCGACACUAACUUAGUCACCUAUACCGACCAUAUUAUCAAUGCUUUGGAUGCCGAUUAUCAAGUGGACGCCGUGUAUACCGAUUUCUCUAAAUGCUACGAUAAAAUAGAUCAUACAAUUUUACUUCAGAAGCUUUCAGGAUCGGCAUACACGGUGACCUCUUUAGGUGGUUAAAGUCUUACAUUAGUAAUAGAAGUCAGGCGGUUGCACUCAAGGGCUAUAGGUCGAAGUUUCUACCCGUUCCCUCAGGGGUUCCCCAGGGCUCUCACCUGGGGCCUUUUCUAUUUGUCUUAUAUGUAAAUGAUAUUGAUACUAUCUUUCAGUCUUCAUCCCACAUACUUUAUGCAGACAACACAAAAAUAUAUAAGACUAUUAGGAAUUAUGAUGAUUGUGUUGCGUUACAAUCCGAUUUGUCACAAUUUGAGGACUAUUGUCAGCGAAAUUCUAAACGCUGAGAAAUGCUACACUAUCACAUUUACCCGUAAACAUAAUCCUAUAACUUUCGAUUAUAAGUUAGCUGGUAGCAGUGUCUCACGGGUGUCGUCGAUCCGAGAUUUAGGGAUUACUCUGGAUGCUAAACUCUCCUUUGUUGAACACAUAGAUAAUAUUGUGGCGAGAGCAUAUAAAAAAAUAGGAAUUAUUUUGCGUUUAAGUAAACCAUUCAAAAGUACAUUCACGUUAAAACUUUUGUAUUACUCUUUCGUCCGUAGUAUUUUGGCAGUGUUGUUUGGAGCCCACAUUUUGGCAUUCAUAAGUCACGACUUGAAAGGAUUCAGAUUUUUUUUGUAAGUCCCUUGAUUACAGAACCGGCCGCUAUAACUGUGAUUAUUUUUCGUCAGCAGCUAGACAUAGUCUCCCUCCGUUGGAGAAAAGAAGAGCAUAUCCAGAUGUUUUAUUUUUAUUUAUAAUUAUUAGAAAUCACAUAGAUUCUAACCUUUUAUUAGAUAGCGUUUCCUUCAAAAUCUCUCGGUUCCACUCACGUUCUAAACCCACAUUUUCUAUUUCCUCCUGUGGCACACAGUAUGCUAAAAACUCUUUCUUUAGGCGCACUUGUUAUUUGUAUAAUGAAUCUCUUAACGAUAUAGAUAUUUUUGUUCAUAGUUUGUCCGUGUUCAAGAACAAAGUUCGGCAAAUUUUGUUUUCUAGAAAUUGAUCAAUUUGGUUCCAGUCCAGUAUUAUUUUUCAUAGUUUUGUAUGUUUUCUUACCUUACUUGCAUGUAGUACACAACUAAACCGGUAAUUUAUAAUUGCGUGAUUUACAUUUCUAUGUAAUAGUUUUCUUAGUAACGUAGGAAACUUUAGGCCGAUUUUUAGUUCAUUUACU